CACAAAAACACAAGAGGCGUUCCAAACGGAAGAUGUGGCGCGAGACAUAGCUAGCUAAUAUUGUGUGUACAUACAAACUUUUWAAGUAAAACACGAAUCUAAACUAGUUCCAUCCACAGCAGUUAUUAUACGUAGUUUCUCAAGGAAAAAUGCCCCGUAGAAGACAGAGAGUGCAUGUGGGGAGCGGCUCUGAUGGGACUGAAGACUCAGACUCUUCUGCUGAGCGGGAACAGACGAACAGCUCGGAGAGUGAUGGAAACAUACCCAAGAGAACACGCCUCACAAGAGCAUCUCUGCGCCUCAGCCAAAGCUCACAAGACACACCAGAUGUGAAGCAAGACGAGUCUCCACCGCUGACGCCUACAGGCAACGCCCCGUCGUCUGAGUCUGAGCUGGACAUCUCCAGCCCCAAUGCCUCCCACGAUGAGAGCCUGGCCAAAGACCCUGCCCUCAGAGACUCCGACAAGGACCUCUCCCACCGGCCCAAGCGCCGUCGCUGCCARGAGACCUACAAUUUUAACAUGAAGUGUCCCACGCCGGGAUGCAACUCYUUGGGACAUCUAACAGGGAAACAUGAACGGCAUUUUGCGGUAUCAGGAUGCCCACUUUACCACAACCUCUCUGCUGAUGAAUGCAAGGUGAAAGCAACCACUCGUGAGAAACACGAAGAAGAGGCAAAGGUGCAGGAGGAAAGCAACAGACACGCCACACGCCACCAGACGCCCACUUCAAGACAGACGAGAUACAAAGAGCAGGUGACGGAGAUGAGGAAAGGGAGGAACUCUGGCUUGUCUAAGGAGCAGAAGGAGAAAUACAUGGAGCAUCGACAGAGCCACYGCAACACCAGAGAACCUCUUCUGGAGAACAUCACAAGUGAAUAUGACCUGGAGCUCUUCAGAAAAGCCCAGGCACGUGCAUCUGAAGAUCUGAAAACGCCACAGGAGAGGCUGCGGAUCCAGGGACAGAUCACGGAGGGCAGCAACAUGAUCAAGACCAUCCUGUUCGGCCGCUACGAGCUGGACACCUGGUACCACUCGCCSUACCCUGAGGAGUACGCCCGCCUYGGACGCCUCUACGUCUGCGAGUUCUGCCUCAAGUACAUGAAGAGCCAGACCAUUCUGAGACGACACAUGGCCAAGUGUGUGUGGAAGCAUCCACCCGGAGAUGAGGUCUACAGGAAGGGAGCCAUCUCUGUCUUUGAAGUGGACGGCAAGAAGAACAAGAUCUACUGCCAGAACCUGUGUCUACUCGCCAAGCUCUUCCUGGAUCACAAGACGCUGUACUACGACGUGGAACCCUUUCUGUUCUACGUUAUGACCGAGGCAGACAACACAGGCUGCCAUCUUGUGGGAUACUUCUCUAAGGAAAAGAACUCUUUCCUCAACUACAACGUCUCUUGCAUCCUGACCAUGCCCCAGUACAUGAGACAGGGCUAUGGGAAGAUGCUGAUUGACUUCAGUUACCUGCUGUCCAAGGUGGAGGAYAAGGUGGGCUCCCCAGAGCGGCCCCUCUCGGACCUGGGCCUCAUCAGUUACCGCAGCUACUGGAAGGAGGUGCUGCUACGCUACAUGUACAACUUCCAGGGCAAGGAAAUCUCCAUCAAAGAGAUCAGCCAGGAGACAGCCGUGAACCCGGUGGACAUUGUCAGCACCCUGCAGUCCCUGCAGAUGCUCAAGUACUGGAAGGGAAAGCACCUGGUCUUGAAGAGACAGGAUCUGAUCGACGAGUGGAAAUCCAAGGAGACCAAAAGAGGCAGCAACAACAAAACCAUUGACCCCAGUUCGUUAAAAUGGACCCCGCCCAAAGGGACAUAGGCUAAAGGCUCACAAGUGAGCCACCUAAUAAACUCUUCUUUCUUCUACCACUCCUGCCAGGAUAGGAGUCCUAUCAACUAUCAAUACCACAGUGUUCUUUCUUCUAUCCCUCCAUCCACCCUGUAUAGCUGCCCUUUACUAGGUUUUUCUUGUCUGGAGGAACUCUCGUCCCCUGUUUUACAUUUCGACUCGUAUUUAUAUUGUAGAAAUUUGUCGCCAUGUCACCAUUCAAUCAAUUCUUGGCUUAAAUAUUGUUAAACAAUGAAAGUCUGAUAUUUUUAGUUGAUGACUUUUGUUUUAAACGAUCCACCUAGAUCAAGAUAAGCUACGAAUGUUUUUACACCUCGCCGAAGCCUUGUACCGAAAGCUCAGACUAGUGGAUCACAUAAUGAAUGUUUUGCUUCUGUCCUCCAAAAAAAAAAUACAUACUUCUGACCUGC
Messenger RNA from Salvelinus sp. IW2-2015, 2254 nucleotides. NCBI's taxonomy places the organism in Eukaryota, Metazoa, Chordata, Actinopteri, Salmoniformes, Salmonidae. The record is from RefSeq and is a predicted model, not a curated record.